Fonsecaea monophora is the source of this 1716-nucleotide messenger RNA. RefSeq lists its product as hypothetical. The transcript has 3 exons. The record is from RefSeq and is a predicted model, not a curated record. NCBI's taxonomy places the organism in Eukaryota, Fungi, Ascomycota, Eurotiomycetes, Chaetothyriales, Herpotrichiellaceae. The coding region runs from base 1 to 1716 and encodes 571 amino acids.
AUGGCAGCGUUUGCGAAGAACCACCCGAAUGACCCGAUCGACAUCAUCAUUGCAGACUACAUGUCUGAGGGCAAUAUGGUGGUCGCGGCUGCCCGCAAAGCAGACCAGGCUGCUGUAUCAGCCGGAGACGAAGGCAAUCCCUUGACGUUGACGGGUCCUGCGUUCGAAUCUAGCUUUCUCGAAGCCUUGGAGCCUGCAUUGUCGGACCUGGCUCGGCACGGCAUCAAAGUUGCAGUCAAUGCAGGUGCCAGCGAUACCAAGGGCUUGUACGAUAAAGUGUGUGCCAUGGUCGCAGGUCUCGGGAUCCCCGUGGGUUGGGUCUCGGGAGACGAAGUAUUUCCUACCAUCCAAGAAGAGCUGCGAAACAACGGCGACUUCAAGAGCAUCUACAACGGGGAAGCGCUGAGUAAGUGGGAUUUCGAGCCCUUCUACGCUCAGGCUUAUCUGGGCGGCAUGGGGGUCGCAGAGGCUUUCCGGCAAGGAGCGCAGAUUGUGUUGUGUGGAAGGGUCGCCGAUGCGUCUCCCGUCAUCGGGGCCGCUGUCUUCUACCACAACUGGAACCGGACUCAGUUUGAUCAGCUCGCGAACGCGUUUCUUGCCGGACACCUGAUCGAGUGUAGCAACUACGUUUGCGGAGGGAACUUUUCUGGGUUCCGUGAGCUGGGAUUAGACCGGUUGGAGGAUGUUGGUUUCCCAAUUGCAGAGAUCUCGAGCGACGGAUCGGUGAUAUUGACCAAGCAAAAGCAUUCUGGAGGCGCGGUAACUGUCGACACGUGUUCUGCACAGGUCUUGUACGAAAUUCAAGGCCCAUGGUACUUUAACUCAGACGUCACUGCUGUGCUUGACGGGAUUUGGUUCGAACAGGUCGGACAGGAUCGUGUCGCCCUACGUGGUGUCCGCUCCUUGCCACCCCCACAGACCACGAAAGUUGGCAUCACAGCACGUGGAGGAUAUCAGGCCGAGGGGUUUUACUUUGUUACCGGCCUACAUGUCGACGACAAGGUGCGUCUGUUUGAAGCCCAGAUCCGAAAGCUCGUCGCUGCUCAUUCCUCAAAAUGGACCCAAUUCUCGUUCACAACGCUCGGUGCACCGGUCCCGAACGCAGACAGCCAGAGCGCGGCCACGGUCUUGGUGCGUGUGUUCGCACAGGCAAGGGCUAGCGAAGACCUCGAGCCAGCGAAAUUUAUCCGCCCCAUCGUCGACAACGCCGACAUCCAACAUGUGGUCCACUUCGAUGGCCGCGAGACCACGAUUCCUCCUCCGCCCGAGACGAAAUCCUUCCCGGAGCGGCAGCCCAGUACUGCCGGAUCAGAGGCUCAAGGUAGCACCCCAGUGAAGGAUUUCGGACCCACCGAAACACGGCCUUUGGGAUCCAUUGUCCAUGGGCGCUCGGGAGACAAGGCUUCCGACGCCAAUUGUGGCUUCUGGGUACGGCACGACGAUGAGUAUGAGUGGCUACAGCAGACAUUGACCAUCUCGGUGAUGAAGCAGUUGCUGGGAAAGGAGUAUCGUGAAAACAGCAAGGGCUGGCCUGUGGAGAUCGAGAGGUUCGACUUGCCGAAGCUGCGUGGAGUCCACUUCCUGUUUCGAAAUCUUCAAGGAGGUGGAGUGAUGAGUGCGACCACUGUCGACUUUUUAGGCAAGAACGUGGCAGAAUACCUGCGAGCUCGAUACGUACAGGUGCCGGUCAAGUUCCUAGAGCGUGGGACGUUGUAA